AUGAACAACAGUUUUUAAUAAAUUUAAUUAGUUAAUUUGCUGUUGUAAUCAUUAAUUAAUAAAAAUGGGAAAUUGCACACUAAAGUCAACAGAGUCAGAAGAUUAAACAGUAAUUUCUAUCUCUAAUUUCACACAGAAGAGUGUUAUAGGCAAGGGAGGCUUUGGAAAGGAAAUUAGGUCUGGAUGGUAGAGAACAAAAAGUCAAAAAGUUUGUAUGCUAUGAAAAUAAUGUCAAAAGCUAAGAUCAUCGCCAAGAAAAGUGUGUAAUCAGUAAUGAAUGAAUUAUAACUACUUAGUUAAUUGAAACAUAAUUUCAUUAUUAAUAUGUAAGGAGCAUUCUAGGAUAGAGACAAUCUCUAUUUGGUCAUGGAUUUAUUAACAGGCGGAGAUCUGAGAUACCAUCUAUGUAAAUAAAGGAAAUUUACUGAAGAACAAACUAAAUUCUUUGUGGUUUGUAUAAUAGUCUCUUUGGAAUAUUUACAUGUAAAUGGCAUUCUCCAUCGAGAUGUGAAACCAGAAAAUCUAGUCUUUGAUGAUAAAGGAUACUUAAAAUUGACAGAUAUGGGAAUUGCCCGUUAGUGGAAACCAGAAAACGCAUAAGACACUAGUGGCACACCUGGAUACAUGGCUCCGGAAGUAAUGUGCAGAUAAAAUCAUGGAGUGGGUGUUGAUUAUUAUGCACUGGGAGUUAUUGUAUAUGAAUGCAUAAUGGGUAAGCGACCAUAUGUUGGGAAAAGCAGAUAAGAGAUUAGAGAUCAAGUUAUUGCUAAACAAGUCUAAAUAAAAAACACUGACAUUCCCGCAGGAUGGUCAUUAGAGGCAGUUGAUUUUGCCAAUAAACUCAUCUAAAGGAAGCCUGCUAAUAGGUUAGGAGUGAAUGGUCCUGAAGAAGUUAAGGCCCAUUAAUGGUUUAAAGAUUAUUGUUGGGAUAAAUUUUUAGACAGAUAAAUAACAGCUCCAUAUAUUCCCAGAGAAGAUGAAAUGAUUUAAAUAGCCAACGAAAAUCGUAGGGAUUCUGCUCAUGAAAUCGAUCCUGAAAGUAUAUUAAGUUUAAGGAGGAACUCAGUCUAAGCUUAAUUCGGUGGGUAUAGUUUCAAUGGAAGCAAUAGUAAUAAUAACAAUGCUAAACCUCAAUCCACUAAUGUUAGUGUCCCAGCAAUAUUGUCAACAAAGGCUAAUUGA
Messenger RNA from Paramecium tetraurelia, 1182 nucleotides. RefSeq lists its product as uncharacterized. Gene Ontology annotation, biological process: intracellular signal transduction; peptidyl-serine phosphorylation. The record is from RefSeq and is a predicted model, not a curated record. NCBI's taxonomy places the organism in Eukaryota, Ciliophora, Oligohymenophorea, Peniculida, Parameciidae. Gene Ontology annotation, molecular function: protein serine/threonine kinase activity; ATP binding. The transcript has 10 exons.